UGACACACGUUACCGCCGUAGUUCUUUCACCGCACGCAUGAACGCAAGUAUCUGCAAUCGGAGAGACUUGCAUAGCACUUCUGGUUGGAGUCUCAAGAUCAUUUACUUAUAUACAAGAAAAACCCUGUGCGUCGCCGGACAAUAUAUCAGAUGAACAAUCAGGGCGAAGCAACUGAUAUCGACAACUUUCCUCAGAACAUGCAUCGUGACUGUCGAGGACGUUGGAGUUGGGGAAUACCGGUGACGAAUUCCACUACUGAAUGCCAUGUUCAACUUGCACCUCCCAUUCCAGCUCUCAGUCCAGAUCUUCAUCCCCACUGCAACCGCGAAGCGGUGCACUCUGAAGGCAAUCGGCAGUGGGGUACUCCUAUGAGUAGUGAGUUAUUGAGGCUUACUACUGAAGUUCAGGGAAGAGACACAGCUCCCCUUCGUACCGGGAAUCCCGAGAAGAUAUUCGAAAUCGGGGUGCGUCGUUUCUGCUGCGAGGAAUGUGUCAUAAAGGUUGAAAGGAAGCUUCAGAAACUUGAAGGCGUUUCUUCCGCUCGCUGUAAGAUGGAUGACGGGAUCAUAACUGUGGUCGGUUCAGUGGAGUCGCGAGAUGUGUUGGCUACAUUGAAACGCAUUAGAUACUUAGACCCCGACGUCUGUAAUGAAAGUGAAAACACGACAUGAAAUACACAACAAUUUUCGUCGACUUGCGGAUUUGGUGUUUCAAAUUUAAGCCUUGAUAUGACAUUCUCAAUACUCUUAGGAGCCCAGAAGAUGAACAUGCAUUUGGAGACUUUCGGAUCGAUGGUGGAGUAGUAUGUAAGCGUUUGGAAGAAGCUGUUAGAUACGUGUUGAACAUAUCACAGGUAGAAGCCGGGCCUCGAAAGUCCAGAGGACUUCGUUCUAUUGGGGUUUUGAGGCUGGUCGCCCAUCUCUUAAAAUGGUCAUAGCAGCUUCAUUGAUUUCAUUUAAACACAGAAACCACAAAUAUGAUGAAAAGAUAUGGAACUCGGGUUAUAUAUCAGGAGUUAUCUCAGGACUCCAUGCCUCUCCCAACCCUUCAGAAAGGAGCGAAUUUGAUCUUACAGUCAUAGCAUGUCCUGCAUUUCCCUCGAUGGACGAAAUGAUGUUCAUAUCAGUUCUCUAUAGGAA
Marchantia polymorpha subsp. ruderalis is the source of this 1140-nucleotide messenger RNA. NCBI's taxonomy places the organism in Eukaryota, Viridiplantae, Streptophyta, Marchantiopsida, Marchantiales, Marchantiaceae. The record is from the annotation of a GenBank genome assembly.